This is a messenger RNA of Didymosphaeria variabile, 1530 nucleotides long. RefSeq names its product Transcriptional adapter ada2 (gene ADA2). The coding region runs from base 1 to 1530 and encodes 509 amino acids. The record is from RefSeq and is a predicted model, not a curated record. Gene Ontology annotation, molecular function: transcription coactivator activity; chromatin binding; protein binding. Lineage: Eukaryota; Fungi; Ascomycota; Dothideomycetes; Pleosporales; Didymosphaeriaceae. Gene Ontology annotation, biological process: chromatin remodeling; regulation of transcription by RNA polymerase II. Gene Ontology annotation, cellular component: SAGA-type complex; nucleus. The transcript has 2 exons.
AUGGGUCUUAUUAAGAAGAAGACUGGAUCGAGGGGCACCGAGGGUGGUGUCAAGUACGUGUGUGACGUGUGCUCGUCGGACAUAACAUCGACGGUGCGUAUACGCUGCGCCAGCGACGUCUGCCACGAGUAUGACCUCUGUGUGCCCUGCUUCUCUGAUGCAAAGCACUCCCGCGACCACGACCCCAAGACACAUCCAUAUCAAGUAAUUGAGCAGCACUCAAUACCAAUAUUCACAGAAGACUGGGGUGCAGAUGAAGAGCUCGCCCUUCUCGAAGGAGCAGAAACGUACGGCUUAGGAUCAUGGGCAGACAUAGCAGAUCACAUUGGCGGGUUCAGGUCCAAAGACGAAGUACGGGACCAUUACAUAAACACGUACAUAAACAGCUCCAAGUUUCCUCUACCGGAAAGAGCCAGCCCCGAGGAUACCGAACUCAGCGACCGGAUACCACGAGAUGUGUUCCAGGCCAAUAAAAAGCGGAGGAUAGAGAAGAAGAAGGAUGACGCCCAGAAUGCGCCACCUGCAACGCCGAAGCAGAAGCCAACUGCCAGUGUACCGGCAUGUCACGAAGUCCAAGGCUACAUGCCUGGUCGAUUAGAAUUUGAGACCGAAUACUUCAACGAGGCAGAAGAAGCUGUGCAGCACAUGCAGUUCGAUCCCGGCGAUGGUGUCAACCCCAGGACAGGCGAGAUUGAGCCAGAGAUGGAAUUGAAGAUGACAGUGAUGGAGAUAUAUAAUUCUAAAUUAGAUGCGCGAGUCGAGCGGAAGAAGGUUAUCUUCGAACACAAGCUCCUGGACUACCGGAAGAAUGCCGCUGCCGACAAGAAGCGGACGAAAGAGGAACGUGAUCUUCUCAACAAAGCAAAGCCUUUCGCCCGGAUGAUGAAGCAUGAUGACUUUGAGAAGUUCAGCGAGGGGCUCAUCUACGAACACAGCUUGCGACAAGCCAUAAACCAGCUCCAGGAUUGGAGAAACCACCAGAUCACGGACCUAAAACAAGGCGAAAAAUAUGAGCAGGAAAAGCAGCAACGACAGUCUCGAGGCCCUCCACUGGGACAGUUCGAUCGCCUUGCAUCAAACCGAAUAAGCAAGCCCACGCCUCCUUUCGAGACACCUUCAGCCACACAAGCACUGACGGCGGCUGAACUGCCUCUACACCUACGCCAGAAGAACGGACUUUCGACGCCGCCUCCUGACCAGCCGAACGGUACCAAUGGCGUGCUGACACCGCAGCAGUCCAAGACCAAAUUCGUAGCAAAAGCAUUACCCAAUACAGUACCCUUGAAAUUUGCCAAAGAAGCAGCCUCGGACCUACAGCUUCUCACGCCGGAGGAACAAGAGAUUUGUCGAGUUCUACGCAUCUUGCCGAAACCCUACUUUGUGAUCAAAGAGAACUUGAUUCGAGAAGCGAUGAAGCAGGGCGGUUCUCUUAAGAAACGGACUGCGAUCGAGAUAGCGAAGAUUGACGAACGCAAGACGAAGCAGAUAUUCGACUAUUUUGUACACAGUGGAUGGAUUGCACGCGCGUAA